AACGGUUCCUUUAAGAGUGGCGGCUCAGAAAGCCACGCCCAGGCGUGCGUACCACGCCCCGCCCACUGAAGGUGGGACUUGCGGCGGUUUGAAAGAUCCGUUCGCUGAGCUGCGUGGCUCGACUGCCGCUGAGAUGUCGGUGCUGAGGCCGAUGGAGAAGCUGCCGGACCUGAACAGAGCUACGGUCUUGCUGGUGAGCACGGAGGAUGCGCUUCUGCAGCAGCUGGCUGAGUCGAUGCUCAAAGAGGACUGUGCGUCCGAGCUGAGGGUCCACUUGGCCAACUCCCUCCCUUUGCCUUCCAAUGUGAACCGGCCUCGAAUUGACUUGAUUGUGUUUGUGAUUAACCUUCACAGCAAAUACAGCCUCCAGAAAGUGGAGGAGUCUCUGAACCAUGUGGACAGCCGCUUCUUCCUGGGGAAAGUAUGCUUCCUUGUCACAGGGGCCGGACAGGAGAGCCACUGCAGCAUCCACCGGAACACAGUUCUAAACCUGGCCCACACCCACCGAAGCCCUCUCCUCUUUUGUGAUUUACAGGUGGAAAGCUUUCGAGCUGCCAUGGCGCAGCGCCUGGUGCGCGUGCUGCAGAUCUGCGCUGGCCACGUGCCGGGCGUCUCAGCGCUCAACCUGCUGUCCUUGCUGAGGAGCCCCGAGAACCCCCAGUCCAAGGAGCUGUGAGCACUGCUGCUCUCCACACGUUUGGUGCCAGCUCCAUAAGCAGCCACCAUUGGCGAAGACCAGUCAGGGCCUGACAGGCCCGGAGGCAGCCUGCUCACUGCAGGACUGAGCUGCACCAGGGAGUGGGGAGACGGCCCAGCAGUUGAGACCCCACCAGCCUCCUGUCCCUCACCUCACCCCACAGAGGCCCUGUCUCCACCUGUCUAACAUCAUAUGUCUACCUAAGGUUUUGGAACAAAGAGCCAUGGCUUAAAAAAAGAAAGAAAGAAAGAAAGAAAGAAAGAAAGAAAGAAAAUGUGUCUCCCCACUUUGACUUUGCAGAUGCAGAAACUGACUCAGUACAAUUAUGGGGGCAGAGUGCGGCUUCCAGGAGCCCAGGGAAAUGUGGUGUGCUAGCCCUGCUACUCCUACAGCCUGGCUGCUGCUCCCUGACGCCAGGUUCCCCGGUGUGAGAAGAUUGGAUGAAAUGGCAGGUGGCUUGCUGCCCGAGACCACUUUUCUCCCUACGCCUUGUAGAUCACACGCAAUGUCAUGCCUCGCCCUGCAACAGCAAGGCAGUCAACAAGCUAAC
Messenger RNA from Arvicanthis niloticus (Nile rat), 1247 nucleotides. It is a transcript of the gene Cenpm, whose product is annotated as centromere protein M. Lineage: Eukaryota; Metazoa; Chordata; Mammalia; Rodentia; Muridae. The record is from RefSeq and is a predicted model, not a curated record.